ACCGAGGAGGUCAGUGAUGAGACGCUGAACGAGGUGGAGGCGGACAUCACUUCCUCGACGAGCCUGCGUAAGCGGCGCUACUGGCAACUCUACCUCGAGUCCAAUGGGUGGACGCGGGCCACCUGCGCUCUCAUGAGUUGCCUUUUCAGCCGCCAUCAGAUGGCCAACUCCACUGUAUUCGGUCGCCAAUCAGUCUGCGGCAAGAUCCGCAGCCGGCUGCCGGCCAAAUUGGUCCAUUUCAUUGUCAGUAAGUUUUAUUUCCAUCGAUAG
Molecule: messenger RNA, 270 nt
Organism: Dibothriocephalus latus
Lineage: Eukaryota; Metazoa; Platyhelminthes; Cestoda; Diphyllobothriidea; Diphyllobothriidae
Source: the annotation of a GenBank genome assembly